UUUUUUUUCUACAUUACAGAAUUUAAUCGAAAAUGUUGACUUACAUUGGAAUUGACCUUGGAACAACAUCAGUUAAAGUAUGCAUUGUAAAAGAUGGGGCACAAAUAGCGACAAUCUCCAAGUCUACAAAUGCAGAUAUCAAGAGCAGUUUAGGCAGCUCAGGAUUUGAACAAGAUGCAGCAGCCAUACUUUCAACAACACAAUCAUGUCUGAAAGGACUUUCCCAAAAAACCCUGGCUUCAGUCCAAAAAAUCUGCAUCACUGGACAAAUGCAUGGAGUCAUGCUGUGGUCAUCAACCAAUACGAAUACAUUUUACAACAGAGAGAGGGACGAGUUUGAUAUAACAAACAUAAGCCCACUUUACACCUGGCAGGACCAACGGUGCACAGAAGAAUUUAUCUCAUCUCUACCAAAACCAGUAUCCCAUCUCUCUCUGUCCACUGGACAUGGAAAUGCUACCUUGUUUUGGUUGUCCAUGUUCCAGCCGGAGUUCCUGUUCAGAUAUGACAGGGCUGGAACUGUGAUGGAUUUCCUGGUCUCUGUGCUCUGUGGUCUGGAUUCUCCAAUCAUGUCUACUCAGCUUGGUGCUAGUUGGGGAUAUUUUGAUUGCAGUGCAGGGUGUUGGAAUAAAGAGGUUAUGGAGCAAAAGUCAUUUCCAGUCCAUCUUCUUCCACAAGUGGUUAAACCUGGGAGCAAAGCUGGAAACCUGCAAUUUGACUGGCUUGCAGUAAAGAAGGACACCCCCAUUUUAGUGGCACUUGGGGAUACACAGUGUGCUGUGUACUCGAUUCUAAGAAACCCGCAUGAAGCAGUUAUCAAUAUGGGGACAUCCUGUCAGCUGGCUUUCCCAGAAUUCCUUGCCACAGUCCCAUCAUCCCCUGACCCUUCCUCUCCGGUGCAGUAUUUUCCAUACUUUAACAAUCAAUACUUGGCAGUAGCUGCUAGUCUGAAUGGAGGAAAUGUGCUGGCUCAAUUCGUCAACAUGAUACAAAACUGGAUGGGUUAUCUUGGUUUAGUCAAGAGUGAUGAAGAGAUUUGGAAAAUUUUGCUAGAGUCACCAUCCAAGUCCAAACCAAAUAGCAUACAGAUUAUUCCCACCAUAUUUGGUGAAAGACAUGCUCCCUCACAGCGUGGAGAAAUCACUGGAAUAACUGCUGGCAACAUGGAUUUACACCAAGUGUUUCAGGCACUAUGCAGAGGACUGGUAGAAAACCUAACCAGAAUGAUGUCUCCUUCUUUCUUGAAGCAAAAAGGAAUUAAUAAAUUAUUAGGCACAGGAUCAGUGAUUCAUAAAAAUCCCAUCAUUCAAAGAGAGGUCAUGACCCAAUAUGGAGGUCUCAACAUUGAAUUAGGUGGGCAGAGUGAUUCUGCUUUUGGUGCAGCACUUUUUUGUGAAGCCUCAGACAAAAGAUGAUGGGAAAAUGAAAAAGAUUUAAUUCUUGAAUUUAUAUGAUAGUUUUCAAUGAAAAAUGAUCAGACAAUAUACAGAAGUAAAUCUUCUGUUUCCCAAUCUUAAUUAAUUUAUGAAACUUCUUUUAAUUUGCCACAUACUACUUGGUAGUAGUGGAGAUUUCCUGAAUUGUAUAGAUAAACAAAGAAUGUAUUACAACUAAUUUGCUAUGAAUAAAAUUCUUGCAAUACAUGUGCAUAAUGUGUACACAAUUUUAGAAAAAAAACACAACACAAAUUAGAAUAUUAUAUUCAAAAUUUUUAUUAAUCAAUAAUGAUAGUCUACAAGGUGUAACCUGAGUGUUUGUACAUAAUUAAUAAAUGGACUUGCAAAUAAACCAAAUACACAUUCAAUUUCAAAUAAAAAAUUGUUUAUGUCCAUUACCAAUGUCAUUUCAUUCGAAAUAAAAACUGAAUGAAUACCAUGUUCAAUGCAUAUAAACCUGAUGUAUAUAUAAUUACUAACCGUUGAAUUUAAUGCAAUAAUGGUUUUGACUUUUUCGAAAUGCAUGCAUUUGUUGCAAUAAUUAAAGUGUAAAUUGCAUCCAAUUAAUUACAUGUACUACAAUACUAAAAAUGAUUUUAAACUAAACAAUUUUAAUUAUAGAAUGAUUAACAAUAUUUUUCCAGUGCAAUUCUCUUUCAAAAGAACUAAAAAUGAAAAGGACAAACAUUGACCUCUCAUAAACUGUGAGAAAGAAAAUUUAAACCUGUCUAGGAUGUGGACUUGUCCUCAUCUUCGCUAGCCAAGGGUGACGAUCCACUCUGCUACUCUGAAAAGAGUAGCAGAGUGGAUCGUCACCCUUGGCUAGCGAAGAUGACUUGUCCGAUGACAUAGAAGUGGGUAAUUUACUAGUAUCAUUAAAUGUUCAUAUAUAAGAAAAAAAAGGGUAAAUAUCACAGAAUGAUCCAUAAGAUCAGUAUAUAUUAUUGAUGGUAACAAGAAUAACAAAAAUAACAACACAGUAUAUAUCAUUCCUGUGCAACUUCAAAGCUAACUACUUGGGAAUGUACCAUACAAAUAUAAAAGGCAAAAAAAUCCAAAGUCCAAAAUAGACCUGCAUAUCAGAAAAUGACAAAAAUCUACAAGGCAGGUAUAAAUAUAAAUGUAAAACUGGAAAGUCCCAUAAUCUCACUCAUAAUCACUUCAACAAAAAAUAUGAUGAGAAUAAAUAAAGAUACUGUAUACAGGGUUUUUUUCUGCCCCUCCACACUUGUAAUCAAUUUCUUCCCCGUCUUGAAUUUGCCCUAAAUAAGAGAUAUGAGAAAUUUUGAAUUCACCCACAUUUAAAUUGGCCUGCCGACGAGUGAAAAAGGGGGGGGGGGGGCUAAAAUAAACAUGGUCAAAUGGUCAAAUAUUAUCCUGUACACAGCAUUACAAAAGUUUUCAUGUAGAUGUACAAUCACAUUACUAAGUAUAACAGCAACAAUAAGUAACUAAAAGGAAUAAAAAAAAGUCGCUUUUACAAAAUAAUCAAAAAUGGCAAUUUAGGUGCAUCUUCGCUAAAAAAAACGGUAGUGGACUAGAAGCUUGUUUUUAAUCCUAUAACAUGAUAAAUAUAUAGAUAUAAAGGCACUUAAAUGCUACAGAUACAUGAAAUACAAAUUUUAAAUACAAUAUCGAUGUAAAAGUAAUUGUUCAAACAAGAAAAAUGCCAAUUACACAUUGUACUAGCUGCCCAAAUAUCAGACAAGAGGCCCAUGGGCCACAUCGCUCACCUGAGGAACAAUAGGUAUGAUAAAAUCAGAUUAAUGGAGUCAUAAUACAAACUAUCUGGACAAUGUACAAUAAUACAUGUAGAUCCUGUAUAAAUAAAAUCCAUUUUUCCCCUGGAUAUUCUUAUGUUUAUAAUCAUUAGUCCCUUUUCUAACAGGACGAUUUUAUAGUCAUAUCAUAUGUUGAGUAUUGCAGUUCUCAAAAAGAUCCUAAACAAUUGUUUAUAUAUGGGAUAUAACCGUACAUCAAACUCUGAACCAUCUUGUGAGGCCAAAGAAUUGUUCUGGGGCCAAAGUCUUAACAAUUAUAAAGAAUCAUCUGGCUGAUUAGUUUCUGAGAAGAAGAUUUUUAAAGAUUUACCAUAUAUAUUCCUUUGUUAAACUUUGACCCCCCAUUGUGGCCCCACCCUACCCCCGGGGAUCAUGAUUUUCACAACUUUGAAUUUACACUACCUUAGGACGCUUCCACACAAGUUUCAGCUUUCCUGGCUGAUUAGUUUCUGAGAAGAAGAUUUUUAAAGAUUUACUCUAUAUAUUCCUAUGUAUAACUUCAACCAACCAAUAAGGCCCCAGCCUACCCUCGGGGGUUAUGAUUUUCACAACUAUGAAUCUUCACUACCUGAGGAUGCUUCCACACAAGUUUCAGCUUUCCUGGUCUUAUGGUUCAUGAGAAGGAGAUUUUUAAAGAUUUACCAUAUAUAUUCCUAUGUUAAAUUUCGACCCCCCAUUGUGGCCCCACCCUACCCCCGGGGGUCAUGAUUUUCACAACAAUGAAUCUACACUACCUGAUGAUGCUUCCACACAAGUUUCAGCUUUCCUGGUCUUAUGGUUCAUGAGAAGAAGAUUUUUAAAGAUUUACUCUGUAUAUUCCUAUGUAAAACUUCGACCUUCCAUUGUGGCCCACCCUACCCCCGGGGGUCAUGAAUUUCACAAAUUAGAAUCUACACUACCUGAGGAUGCUUCCACACAAGUUUCAGCUUUCCUGGUUUUAUGGUUCAUGAGAAGAAGAUUUUUAAAGAUUUACUCUAUAUAUUCCUAUGUUAAAUUU
Molecule: messenger RNA, 4214 nt
Organism: Magallana angulata
Lineage: Eukaryota; Metazoa; Mollusca; Bivalvia; Ostreida; Ostreidae
Product: sedoheptulokinase-like
Exons: 5
Coding region: 33-1415 (460 amino acids)
Biological process (GO): carbohydrate metabolic process
Cellular component (GO): cytosol
Molecular function (GO): sedoheptulokinase activity
Source: RefSeq, a predicted model, not a curated record